CUAUCUAUCUAUCUGACCAAACUGUCAGCAGCCCUCCCUGACAGCUGCGGCGCUGUGGAGAAAUCCGAGGUGUAAGAGGGAGCUCUUCAGCGGAGCUGCAGCUGUCGCUCGUGUUUUAUUCGGCUUGUAGCCAUGGCUCGGUUCGCUGCCUUACUGCUUUUACCUGUUCUCAUUGAAUCGGUAUUUUCUAUUUCUUUCUUUCUACCUGUAAAUUCAAGAAAAUGUCUACGGGAAGAGAUUCACAAAGACGUGCUCGUCACGGGAGAGUAUGAUAUCAAUGACGAGUCCAACACCAAAACCAACCUGAAGAUCACAGACUCAUCGGGACACAUCCUCUACUUGAAGGAAGAUGCAACGAAAGGGAAGUUUGCCUUCACAACAGAAGAUUAUGACAUGUUUGAAGUGUGCUUUGAGAGCAAGUCACCAAUGGGAUCUGGGAGAGUCCCCGACCAGCUGGUUAAUCUGGACAUGAAGCACGGUGUAGAGGCCAAGAACUACGAGGAGAUCGCCAAGGUGGAGAAGCUGAAGCCCCUGGAGGUGGAGCUAAGGCGGCUGGAGGACCUAUCGGAGUCCAUCGUCAACGACUUUGCCUACAUGAAGAGGCGAGAGGAGGAGAUGAGGGAUACCAACGAGUCCACCAACACACGUGUCCUGUACUUCAGCAUCUUCUCUAUGUGCUGUCUGAUCGGCUUGGCCACCUGGCAGGUCUUCUACCUGCGACGUUUCUUCAAGGCAAAGAAGCUCAUCGAGUAGAGAGGCAUCACCACUCCGCCAGGGGAGAGCAGCCAAAUGCUUACCCGAUCAAUCUCCACCAUCUUCGGACUAACGUCGUCAAAACUAGCGCUGUGACUGGAGGAGAUGGAGACCCGCGUACUGUCGAGAGACAAAAAAGAAGGAAUAAAUCCAAAAACCUGAGGCAAAACGGGAAUAAUUGUAGUCCUUUAUUGGACAGUGUGCCAGUCUCGAUCUCUUCCAGUGUUCUUAUUUUGACCCUUACACACCUGGAACCACCACUAUUCAGUAGUAAGGACAGCCUCCUAGAUAUUUGUGUGUUUUUAAAUGCCACCAUAUUUCCUCGAGUGCUCUACAUUUUUUAUUUUUUGCUAACCAGAGGGCUCCUCGUUUCUCCCCCCCCAUAGGGCUCCUCGUUUCUCCCCCCCCAUAGGGCUCCUCGUUUCUCCCCCCCAUAGGGCUCCUGGUUUCCCCCCCAUAGGGCUCCUGGUUUUCCCCCCCAUAGGGCUCCUGGUUUUCCCCCCCAUAGGGCUCCUGGUUUUCCCCCCCAUAGGGCUCCUGGUUUUCCCCCCCAUAGGGCUCCUGGUUUUCCCCCCCAUAGGGCUCCUGGUUUCCCCCCCCAUAGGGCUCCUGGUUUUCCCCCCCAUAGGGCUCCUGGUUUCCCCCCCCCAUAGGGCACCUGGUUUCCCCCCCAUAGGGCACCUGGUUUCCCCCCCCAUAGGGCUCCUGGCAAAUGUAGUGCACUGUAUAGGGAGUAAGAUGGUGUUUUGGACAUCAAAAAGAAUGAGCAGGGGAAGGAUUCAGGGGUGUGGUGCUGAGAGAGCACCGAGGGUAGCUUAUUCUCUGAAAGCCAUGUACACCUGGGACUCAUUCAGUGGAGUGAAACAUUAAAAAAAAAAAAACAAUGUAGAAUAUACACAGAUUUUUAAGUCCAGGAGUGAAUCGUGCAUGUCUGUUCAAUCUGCAAUUUGUUCUGAAAUGUAUUAUCAUCCUGCUGAAAAAGCACCUGAUGCUUUGUUGAUUUGAUUUGACAUUUUUAACGUGUUUAGUUUGAUCUGGAGUUUAAUUUUGUUGGGAUGAACGGAUGCACCCUCGAGAAAGGUCUAUUCCCCCCUUUUUUUUUUUACAUCGUUGUAUAAAAUCUUUGCCAUGCCAAGCGACCUGUAGGAUAUAGGGUUCAGCCCAAAAUGGCAACCUAUUCCCUAUAAGAAUAGGGCACCGUUUGGGCAAAGACGAUAUUCUUGGGGACCUUUUUUUUUAAAAAUAUGUUUUAAACUGAAGGCCUCUAUGAACGACAGGUGGAAUGUGUUGUCACUCAGAAUAGAAACCAUGGCGACCACUGAACUUUUUAUGCUUUUGCCAGCUAAUUAAUUUGCAUACAUGUUUGGUAGCUAAAUUUGACUGUCUUUAGUUUGUUUUGAUUGUAAAUGCAGGGCAGGUAUUGGGGGGUGGGGGUUAAUAAGUUCAGGGAAAGAGUAGCUAUAUCUCAAACGGAACCCUAUUCCCUAUAUAGGCCUAGUGCACUACUUUUGACCAGUAGUACUGUACUAUAUAGGGUGCCAUUUGAACCCUAUUCCCUAUAUAGGCCUAGUGCACUACUUUUGACCAGUAGUACUGCACUAUAUAGGGAAUAGGGUGCCAUUUGAACCCUAUUCCCUAUAUAGGCCUAGUGCACUACUUUUGACCAGUAGUACUGCACUAUAUAGGGUGGCAUUUGAGAUGCAGCCAAUAUAAUCUUGAAAACUAGGUCAUUUUAUAGCGGAACCAUGGCACGCUUUUAAGUUGUUUUUUAAGAGAUGUACAAAAUAUAAAAGCCGCAUAUCUAUGUACUUUUCCAUCUGAAUAGGUUAUAAGACGAGUAGAGCUGCAGGGCCUUUUGGGAAAUGAUGUCUCUUCUUCUUUUGAGACCCAUUGAAUCUACACCAACCAUCCCAGAUCCAUCCAGCUUUCUUUUGGAGAUAAUUCUGGGGUUUGGGCUACGUGAGGAUUUGGGGUUGGUUUAAAAUGUUUUUUUUUUUUUUGCUGUUUUAAAAAAAAAAUCUCUGGUGCAAUUUUCACAUGUAUGUGGUAUAUUUCCACAACUCUUAAUACAAAAUUGAAAACAGAUCUUCAAAAAUCCAGUUUCAAAACUAAGCAUAUUUUCAAUUGACUAAGUACAACAGUCACUUUAUUUUUACACCAAAUUUAAUCAGUGUUUCAUCUAGAAAUGCAUGUUUCACAUUGCAAUACAUGUUCAUAUAAAGUCAUUGCUUUUCUCAAUGCUCCCAUUACUUUAGGUAUGAUUCUCUUCUCUUUUAAGACGUUUUACAAUUACAUAAUCCAACUGCUCUUUAUCAGUGAUCACUUAAACCCAUGGAACGUUUGAUUAAACCCACGGAACGUUUGAUUAAACCCACGGAACGUUUGAUUAAACCCACGGAACGUUUGAUUAAACCCACGGAACGUUUGAUUAAACCCACGGAACGUUUGAUUAAACCCACGGAACGUUUGAUUAAACCCACGGAACGUUUGAUUAAACCCACGGAACGUUUGGUAAAUGGAUCGAUUUUACAUUUUGUCUACUACAGAUUUUGAGAACUAAAUAAUGACAAUGGAUGUCUGUAGAAACGUAAGUAUGAUCUAUGUAUUACUAUUAUGAUUUUACUUCACAGUAAGUCAAACAAGUAAAACAAAUCUGAUAUUGACAAAAUCAGACAUGUACUAUAUGUUACAAAUUAAAACGUUUAUUGGUCGCGUACACAGAUUAGCGGAUGUUACAGCAGGCGCAGCGAAAUGCUUGUGUUUCUAGCGCCUGCAUUGCAGUAAUACAAUACCAAUACGCAAAUAAUCCAGAAAGUCCUUAACAAUAAAUAAAUGCUUCACUAAAAUAGCAUUGGGUAGUACGGUUCUGUAAAAUAGUCCAUUUACAUAGACACUUUUAUCCAAAGUGACAACAGUCCACUUUUUGGUAUGUGAUCCCAGUAGGAAUGGAACCCACACCUCUGGUGUUGCUAGUGCCACGCUCUUAUGAACUGUGAGACACGUACAGAACCACUACAAUACAUUAGGUACAACACAGGUGGAAGAUCUAUGAUUGCCACCCCCAUGAGCGAACCACCACCCUCUAGUCUAGGCCAUGGAUGACUCAUGCAAUGACGUCAAUCCAGACCUAUAUCAGGCCAGGUGCAUGAUAUUUACUGUGAUUUCGAUGAGAACCUACGGCCAAACGCUCCAGACAGGUUUGAUGCAAUUAGCGCCUUAAACGUUUCUUUCAUUUGAUUACCUUAUGAAAGUUGUCUUCGAUGAUCAGACAUGGGAUAGAAGUUAUUGACAUUUCAAGUUCAGUUCAUUUUAAUGGGUAGUGCAAGUGUAUUGCCGAAUGUGAAACAGUGUCAUGUACUGUAAUUUACACUACUGGAGCAUACUACAUUCAAAGAGCAAAUUGAAACAUAUCUUAAAAAGUGUUUUUGUGCUUUUGGAUUAAUUGGUUAAAAUAACUAAAUUAAGGAGAUGUCAUUAGGUUGUGUUUUGGUGAUUAAACCAAUGUUCUUAUUUCACAGUAAACUUUAUAUUUUGGAUUAAUGGUUGUGUAGUGAACGAUGUCUACAAACCAAAUAAAGUAAUAUUGAAAGGAUUUGAAUGUAAGACUGGCUGCAUUACAAGUGUUACCAGUUUGGAGUUUUGUACUAAGAGAUUAGAAAAUUCACAUAUUUGUGAAAAUGGCACCAAAUCGUAAAAAAACAAACAGAAAACCAUGUGGGAUACAUAAAUUUUUAACAGUGAACAUUUGCAAUGUUUUCUAUAUUGAUUGAUAUCAAUUUGUAAAGGUCUGUGUUUGGGCUUUUAUUCAAUAAAAUAUUGGAUGGAUGUA
Molecule: messenger RNA, 4582 nt
Organism: Oncorhynchus mykiss (rainbow trout)
Lineage: Eukaryota; Metazoa; Chordata; Actinopteri; Salmoniformes; Salmonidae
Source: RefSeq, a predicted model, not a curated record